CAUUACAAAUGGCAUAAUGUAUGGAAAUGGGAGUUGUGUAUAAAGGAAGCCACAGUUCCUCGCAGUUGAGAUAGAACCCCCUCUCAAUAGCAUCAACGUAUAAUUCAAGCGAUUCUCUAUAGAACGACGAUAUAAUCUUUUCAUCAUGAAGCUGGCAUCCGUCGUUUUUAGCCUUUUCCCCGCCGCAUUGGCAUUGCCAGCCUCUGAAGGCACUUUGAGCCGACGGCAAACCAGCCUCUCAGCUAUCACAGAUCAGCUGCUGUUCAGCACAACACUCCCCGACUUCAUUACUCGCCGCAAUGCCAAAAACCCUUCUACGCUUGACUGGUCGUCUGAUGGCUGCACCGACUCGCCGGAUAAUCCGUUUGGAUUCCCCUUUGUCCCUGCUUGCAACCGACACGAUUUCGGCUACCAGAACUAUCGCCUACAAAGUCGGUUUACGGAGAGCGGCAAGCUCAAUAUUGACAAUAACUUCAAAUCUGACCUCUACUACCAAUGCCAAUCAUCAAGUGUAACGUCAGUUUGCAAAGCACUUGCAGAUGUUUAUUAUGCUGCGGUGAGAGCAUUUGGAGGCGGCGACGCCUCCCCCGGAAAGAGAGAAGAAUCACAAGACGAUUUGAUCAGGGAGUACGAGGAAAAGUUGGAAAUUUAUAACCAGGCUGUAAAGGAUGCCCAAGACAAGGGAUUGCUGCCGGUUCUAGACUGAUACAGUACAAUAGCAACUAAAAGAAAGAAAAAAUAACAUAUCAAAAGCAUAAAUGACAAAAGAGGCCGAGUAAUUGUGAAAUAGCAUCACUCAAGC
Molecule: messenger RNA, 802 nt
Organism: Trichoderma atroviride IMI 206040
Lineage: Eukaryota; Fungi; Ascomycota; Sordariomycetes; Hypocreales; Hypocreaceae
Biological process (GO): arachidonate secretion; phospholipid metabolic process
Molecular function (GO): A2-type glycerophospholipase activity
Source: RefSeq, a predicted model, not a curated record